AUCAGUGAACCUCUACAUAACCUCGUCUCCUAUAUGGAACAUCAGUGGAUGAACCACCCAAUCUUCACCAUUGAGUCAUGGUCUGUGUAUGGUCUUACCAUUCGCACCAACAACGAUUGUGAAGGGUGGCACAACAAAUUGAACCGAAAGGCUGGUGGUUUGAGCUUGUCAUUUUACAGACUGGUACCUGUCUUACAGUGUGAGGCUGAAGAAGUGUCAUAUGAGUUGCGUCACCUUAGAGAUGGUAUCUCUACGCGUCGUGUUCGUCCAGCAGCACGCAAGAUUGGGGAAAAGAUAAGGGAGCUUUGGAAGAACUAUUCUGCAGGGAAUAUUCAGACCAGUGAAUUGCUUGAAGGCUGUGCCUCGGUAUAUGGCCCUCAGUCUGAAGAAUAAACAGUUCAGGUUGAAAUAAUGUGAAGUGAUGAGUAAAAACUAUUAAGAGGAGUGACCUGAAGUUAAUGUGGCUUUCUGUUAAAACUAUUAAGAGGAGUGACAUGAAGUUAAUGUGGCUUUCUGUGACAGUUUAAUAUAACAGACAUUGUUUUUUUGUAUUAGAAUUAAAUUAUCUUUUUUAAUAAUUUUGAUAUAAUUUACAUUUUUGUGAUAUGAUCAUCCAUAACAUUAAUGAGCUUUAAAAAGAAAAAUUUACAAUUCAUGAAAUUAAUAA
Ruditapes philippinarum (Manila clam) is the source of this 667-nucleotide messenger RNA. RefSeq lists its product as uncharacterized. NCBI's taxonomy places the organism in Eukaryota, Metazoa, Mollusca, Bivalvia, Venerida, Veneridae. The record is from RefSeq and is a predicted model, not a curated record. The transcript is spliced from 2 exons. The coding region runs from base 34 to 393 and encodes 119 amino acids.